Molecule: messenger RNA, 379 nt
Organism: Hibiscus syriacus
Lineage: Eukaryota; Viridiplantae; Streptophyta; Magnoliopsida; Malvales; Malvaceae
Product: protein SUPPRESSOR OF FRI 4-like
Exons: 2
Coding region: 83-379 (98 amino acids)
Cellular component (GO): nucleus
Molecular function (GO): DNA binding
Source: RefSeq, a predicted model, not a curated record
ACCCAUCCAUUGAAACGAAAAGAAUUUCAUAAUUAUAGAUUAAAGAGAGAAAUCGCUGAUCAGAGAAAAACCCUAUCCUAAAAUGGGGAAGAAGAAGAAAAGAGUCUCGUCCACGGUAUGGUGUUACUAUUGCGACAGAGAAUUCGACGACGAGAAGAUCCUGGUGCAGCACCAGAAGGCCAAGCACUUCAAGUGCCAUGUCUGUCACAAGAAGCUCUCCACCGCCGGUGGUAUGGCCAUCCAUGUUCUCCAGGUUCACAAGGAGUCUGUCACCAAGGUUCCCAACGCAAAACCUGGCAGAGAUUCAACUGACAUUGAGAUAUACGGAAUGCAAGGAAUCCCCUAUUGUACUAGCUGCUCACUAUGGAGAAGAAGGUAA